CCGGAACAUGCAUCGCGCCGCGUGCCGAUCGCGCCGGGAACAUCUCGCUGUAGUCGUCGUCGUCGUCGUCGUCGCCGUCGUCGCCGCUGUUAGUGUGACCCACGUCAACAGCGUUACCCAUCGCGAGUACAACCGUCGUUGUCCGACUCCAAUCAAACUGCGAUCGAGCGCGUUGUUCUCGAAUUUCGCCAAAGAGCGACGUAUCCUUCUCGAGUUUCGUUGGUUGUUGGAUCGACGCAGAACAUUUGUAAAAACACGAAUUCCUUGUCUCUUGAUCGAUAAGGAAGAGACGACGAACGCAACGUCGGAUCGACAACGCCGUUUCGUCUCACGGCAAGGACUUCCUUUCUGAAGUCUUCCUUUCGACGCGAUUCUUGAUCUCGGAGCGAAGAAUGAAGUUCGGAGUAACGUGCGUCAGUUAAUGAUCGAACGGCAUCUGGCACAAGCGACGUCGCCGUCGGCGGAAAGAAAGCGCCGAUUGCGACGAGCGAUUUCUCGAGAUAUUCAUCAUCAUCGCGUGGACGAAUAAUUACUCUCGAAGUCUCAAUCGCGCUAUUUCAGACAGACUGCGUGAUCUUCCUUCCCUCGAUCGUCAAGUCAUUCUCGGGAAUCAAGCUGUCUUUGACUUCGUGACGUCCUCUGGAUUCGCGACGUUUCUCGUGAACGACCUCGAUGUGAGACCCCGAAGUGAAGCGGUCGCGCCGGGAGAGAUCGGGAACCCGGGUUCGGCGCUGGGAGCCGCUUCGUUGCUGGAUCGUAUCUGGGGACGCGUCACCGACAUUCAUCCCGCGCGGGACCCGUCAUCCGGGCAGGCGACGUCAGAUCGGCGGUCGUUCGAUCGUCCGGCGGACGUCUCGGCCGUCGCGCGAAGAACCGGCGGCGUCAGGCGGAGACGUAGGGGCGGCGGGAGAGGAGCAGGCGGAGGUAGAGGAGGUGGCGGUGGUGCUGGUGCUGCUGGUGGUGGCGGCGGUGGUGCAGGAGGAAGGCCCGCGGACGUGCAACAAGUUAAGAGGCCGCCGCCGUCGACGUCGCUGUCGCCGCCAGCCUCCUCGGCACGAUGUGACAUGGAUAUCCUCGCCGUAGCCUGCGCCCUCGUCGCGACGGCACUCUACUGCAACACCCUGCAAGCGGGUUUCGUCUACGAUGACCGGAGAGCAAUCCUGACGAACCCUGACCUGCUGGCGAGCACACCAUGGUACCGGUUGUUCGAGAAUGACUUCUGGGGAACACCGCUGACGGAACGUGGCUCGCACGGAAGCUAUCGACCGCUCUGUGUGGCCACCUUUCGUCUGAAUCAUUUUCUGGGUGGCCUCGAACCCUGGGGCUACCAUCUGGUGAACGUAGCAUUACACGCCGCCUGCACCGUUCUCGUGGUCAAGGUCGCCAGAAAGGUUCUACCAGGAAGGAGCAAUCUCGCGCACGCGAUCACGGGUUUCCUGUUUGCGGUCCAUCCCAUUCACAGUGAAGCUGUGGCCGGUAUAGUCGGACGUGCCGACCUUCUUGCCUGUUUCCUGACCUUGACAUCUUUCCUGACGUACUCAGCCCAUUGUAAUCGCACGAGAUCGCCGUUUCCUCUGCUACUGGCCCUAGUGUCGUCAACGUUGGCCACCCUCGCCAAGGAAACGGGCAUAUCGUCCCUGGCUCUCUGCCUUCUGUGGGAACUCUGUCGAGGCGAGCCAAGUCGAAAGGGUAACUGCGGAUUCACUCGGGGUCGCAGCGUCGGCAUUCUGUCAGGCGGUCUCGCGCUGCUCGCCCUGGGUCGGCUCAGGCUCGCGGGGAGCAGGCCGGAGUUCGCGAGCGCGGACAAUCCGACGGCGCGGCAUCCGUCGCGGCUGACGCGCGGCCUGACGUUCCUGUAUCUGCCGGCGGCCAGCGCGAGAAUGCUGCUCUGCCCGAGCACGCUGAGCUUCGACUGGUCGAUGGACGCCGUGCCGCGCAUAACGAGCCCGUGGGACCCGCGGAAUCUCGAGUCCGUGUGCCUGUACGCCGUCCUGAUCGGCGCGGCGUUCUGGGCCAUCAGGGGUGUGCGACGACCACGUCGAGACUCGACGACGAGCCUGCUCCAGCAAGCGUAUCCACGAUCGGCGUCGUCCAGGUGUCCGGUGUGCGCCGGUAGGCGCACCGGCGGCUGCCACACGGACGGCUGUCGCGCGGCCAACAACAAUAAUAACAGUCCGCUCGGCGAUUGUCACUGUGCCAAGAGGCCGAACAGCAACGGCGGCGUGAACGGCGUAAACGUCGGCGGCCGACAAACCGCGGCCACCGCCCUCGCCGUCUCCCUGGGCUUCCUUGUGCUCCCGUUCCUGCCGGCGAGCAAUCUAUUCUUCUACGUGGGCUUCGUUAUAGCCGAGAGGAUACUGUACCUGCCCAGCGUGGGCGCAUGUUUGGUGGUCGGCGCCGCGGUGUCGGGAUGCUACCGGAUAGCGAGGAGAAACGGGUCCAGGACGCGCGGCAGAGCGGUGCUGCUGGGAACGGCGAUUCUCAUCGGCGUGAUGUCGGCGAAAACGCUCGUGAGGAAUGCCGAUUGGAGGGACGAGGAGAGCUUGUACAGAUCCGCGCUGCACGUCAAUCCUCCGAAAGCUUAUGGCAACUUGGGCAGCAUUCUCAGCGAACAGGGGCGAGUAGCCGAAGCGGAAGAAGCGUUUGUUCAAGCUCUUCGCUAUCGACCGAACAUGGCAGACGUGCACUACAACCUGUAA
Molecule: messenger RNA, 2699 nt
Organism: Temnothorax curvispinosus
Lineage: Eukaryota; Metazoa; Arthropoda; Insecta; Hymenoptera; Formicidae
Gene: Tmtc2
Product: transmembrane and TPR repeat-containing protein CG4341
Exons: 5
Coding region: 1065-2699 (544 amino acids)
Biological process (GO): protein O-linked glycosylation via mannose
Cellular component (GO): endoplasmic reticulum membrane
Molecular function (GO): mannosyltransferase activity; protein binding
Source: RefSeq, a predicted model, not a curated record